AUAUUUGAGCAAAGAUGGCUUGGGAGCGUAGCACACGAUGGAUCAGUGAAGAAGCAGACACUAGAAAUCUCAUCUCUCUUCUGACUGCCAAUGUUAUAAACCCAGAAUAAUUCCAGGGACUGCUGUUUAUUACAGUAUGCACCAGCCAACACUUUUUCUGUCCUUCGUGGGGGACUUCUGGAGGAUACGCAGCUGUUUCUAUUUGUGAGCUGAACGUGAUGCUGUGCAGCUUUAACUCGGGUAUGGAUUGCUAACUGCGGAGGAAAGUGGGUGGGAGCCAGCAGUUCCCCGCAAGCCAACAGACUUCAGGGGUCCUGCGGAUUGCCCAGCCCUGGCUCCAGAAGCCUCCUUUCUCCAAACCCCCAGGCAAGAAUUCUCCAAAGAAAGAUCUCCGCCCAAAGAAGGCCAGCAAGGUGCUCCGCCCAGAGGCGGGGUGGGUCAGCAGCCCAGGCUGGUUUAACUGGUUGGAACCACUUAAAGUACGCAGACGCUGGGGGAAAAGUGUCACUCUCAGUAGCUGCGGACAUCAGGCCAGAGCUUGGGGAGGAACGCGCUUUCUUUCCAGCAGAGCUCCGCAGGGCUCCCACACUGUUUUCACAGGGAUUCGCUCCGGUGUAAUGGAUAGGUAACAGAGAAGACCACGUCCCUUCCUCGGCAGGGCAUCAGCAUGACUGAGUGCUUCCUGCCCCCCACCAGCAGCCCUAGUGAACACCGCAGGGCCGAACAUGGCAGUGGGCUAACCCGGACCCCCAGCUCUGAGGAGAUCAGCCCUACAAAGUUCCCUGGAUUGUACCGGACGGGUGAGCCCUCGCCUCCCCAUGACAUCCUCCAUGAGCCUCCUGAUACAGUGUCAGAUGAUGAGAAAGACCAUGGAAAGAAAAAAGGGAAAUUUAAGAAAAAGGAGAAAAGGACUGAAGGCUACGCUGCCUUCCAAGAAGACAGCUCUGGAGAUGAAGCUGAAAGUCCUUCCAAGGUGAAGAGGCCCAAGGGAAUCCAUGUGUUCAAAAAGCCCAGUUUCUCUAAAAAGAAGGAAAAAGAUUUUAAAAUCAAAGAAAAACCCAAAGAAGAAAAGCAUAAAGAGGAAAAGCACAAAGAGGAAAAGCAUAAAGAAAAGAAAUCGAAAGACUUGACAGCAGCCGAUGUUGUUAAACAGUGGAAGGAGAAGAAGAAAAAGAAAAAGCCAAUUCAGGAGCCAGAGGUGCCUCAGAUGGACGCGCCGAGUCUCAAGCCCAUUUUUGGGGUUCCCUUGGCUGACGCAGUAGAGAGGACCAUGAUGUAUGACGGCGUCCGGCUGCCAGCUGUCUUCCGGGAGUGUGUGGACUACAUGGAGAGGCACGGCAUGAAGUGUGAAGGCGUCUACCGGGUGUCAGGAAUCAAAUCAAAGGUAGAUGAGCUAAAAGCAGCCUAUGACCGAGAGGAGUCUCCAAACUUAGAAGACUAUGAGCCUAACACUGUAGCCAGCUUGCUGAAGCAGUAUCUGCGAGACCUUCCCGAGAAUUUGCUUACCAAAGAGCUUAUGCCCCGAUUUGAAGAGGCCUGUGGGAAGGCCACAGAGAUGGAGAAAGUGCAGGAAUUCCAGCGCUUGCUCCGGGAACUGCCCGAGUGCAAUCAUCUUCUGCUUUCCUGGCUCAUUGUGCACCUGGACCACGUCAUCGCAAAGGAGCUGGAGACGAAGAUGAACAUCCAGAACAUCUCUAUAGUGCUGAGCCCCACCGUGCAGAUCAGCAAUCGAGUCCUGUACGUGCUUUUCACACAUGUGCAAGAGCUCUUUGGCACCGUGGUCCUGAAGCAAGUAACAAGACCUCUGCGGUGGUCCAACAUGGCCACAAUGCCCACACUGCCAGAGACCCAAGCAGGCAUCAAGGAGGAGAUCCGGAGACAGGAGUUCCUUUUGAAUUGUUUACAUCGAGAUCUGCAGGGCGGGAUAAAGGACUUAUCUAAAGAAGAAAGAUUAUGGGAAGUACAGAGGAUUCUGACUGCCCUCAAGAGAAAGCUGAGGGAAGCUAAAAGACAAGAGUGUGAAACCAAGAUUGCACAGGAGAUAGCUAGUCUUUCGAAAGAGGAUGUUUCCAAAGAAGAAAUGAAUGAAAACGAAGAAGUUAUAAAUAUCCUUCUUGCCCAGGAGAAUGAAAUCCUGACUGAACAGGAGGAGCUCCUGGCCAUGGAGCAGUUCCUGCGUCGUCAGAUUGCCUCAGAGAAAGAAGAGAUCGACCGCCUGCGAGCUGAGAUUGCAGAGAUCCAGAGCCGUCAGCAGCAUGGCCGCAGUGAGACGGAGGAGUACUCGUCUGACAGCGAGAGCGAGAGCGAGGACGAGGAGGAGCUGCAGCUCAUUCUGGAAGACCUGCAGCGGCAGAACGAGGAGUUAGAAAUAAAGAACAAUCACUUGAACCAAGCAGUCCAUGAGGAGCGGGAGGCCAUCAUCGAGCUCCGAGUGCAGCUCCGGCUGCUCCAGAUGCAGCGAGCCAAGUCUGAGCAGCAGCCGCAGGAGGAGGAGGAGCCCGAGAGGCGAGGAGGCGCAGGCCCACCGCCCUGUGACGGUGUCCUCGAGGUGAGGGUAGCCAAGGAGCAGGCGAAGGCCUCACCCAGCAAAGACCGGAAGGAGACGCCCAUCUGAGCUGCGGGCCGGGCCCUGUGCAUCUUACUGUGAGUGUGAGUGAGCCGCCUGCCUGCUGGACACUCUGUAAAGGCUCGCUCUCAGAGACGUCCCCUCUCGCACACGUCUGACUCCAUGUCAGGCUCAGGGCCUGGGAGGCUGAAACAGUGGACACACGGGGGGCUUGCAGGGAACACAGGCAUUUCCAGAUAGUGUCAGCUUAUUUGAAAAAUAAUUUUCUUUGUUAAAAAUAACUAUUUUAACCUUUGAGUGGCUUCUUUUUAAACCAAAAAUUCUUUUCUUUUGCUUUUUUUUUUUUUUUUUUUUAAUCACAGCAGACUCUGGAUCUCUUUAUCAAAGGGUAGGAACCAAAUCAGGUCACUUCUGCGCCGGCCUUGUGGACGCUCGUGGUCUCCCCAGCCCUGCAGGGGCUCUGGCCACUCUUGCUUGUGCCUUCCACACCUUUUGGUGCAGAUUGUUCAGUGGGGAGCUGCCUCAUAUUCUCUGACUGGCCAGAAAGGCUCUCGCUGGGGUUCCCUGCACCACGUUGCUUUUCCAGUUCUGCGUUGAGUCUGUCAGUAUGAGUCAGGACGGCCCAGGUUGGUGGCAGACAGAAGUUACCUGUGCAGCCUGCCACCAGCCUGGGCAGUGCAAGCCACUCACUCACUGCCAGGGAUCAGCAAAGGCCUCUUCUCUGAGGUGGUCAGAGGUGACCACCUUGACUCUGAGGCGUUGCACAGGAAGCUUCUCAAACCAGAACCCUUCCUUCUCCACACUGACCUUCCAGGAAAACCACAGUGACUUCAGCUGCUAGCUUGGGCUAGGAUACACACCUCUGCCAGGAUAAGCCAUGUAAAUGCUCUCACGCAGAACGUUCACCUUUCCGUGUCAUCUCAAGGGGCUGCUUAAGGACUGACAGAACCGAGCGAAGGAAGAAAAGCAAACCGGUAGCUGUGACUGACCCCACCUGGUGUUUGCUUCUAACUCAGAUGACUGCUCCCAGUCUGGGAGGCCUGCCUCUUAGGCAGCCAGAUCUCACUGUCAGAUGAGUGGCCCCAGGGAGGUCCCCUGUGGCUCUGAACACAAUCCCACACUGUAACGUGAGCGACAAACCCACAGGAGGGCUCUGGUCUCCUCCUAGUUAGUAUUUAUUUCAGCGCCUGUCUUUUGUUCGCCUCUGCCUAUUGCACUGUCGUGACUUGUUGGCCAUUAUUUGAUUUUUGUACGGAAAAAAGCUUUGUUAUAGAAAUCAGCAUACUAUUUUUUUAAAUCUGGAGAGAAGAUAUUAUGGUGACUGGAAAUAUGGUCAGGUGUCAAAUAUAAAUGUACAAACGCCUUGCUGCAUCCCGUCAGGUGUACAACAUCCACUUUAUAUUUGCUGGCAAUAUUGAAGAAUUCUUUUUGUUUGUGUAAACUCUAAUUUCUAUCAAGGUAUCAUGGGUUUUUAAAAUUAGUAUUUCAUUACAAAUGUCUCAAUGUUGGUUAACUAAUUUUUGCCAGGACCAUUAUUGAUCAAGGAAAUAAAUUCAACAGCCAUUUGAGAGAAG
This is a messenger RNA of Mus caroli (Ryukyu mouse), 4140 nucleotides long. The record is from RefSeq and is a predicted model, not a curated record. NCBI's taxonomy places the organism in Eukaryota, Metazoa, Chordata, Mammalia, Rodentia, Muridae.